GCGGUAGUUGCCGAUAGAUCAUAAAAUGGUGACUUUUUCGCGGGAAAUAAAAUGUUUUGAUGAAUUGGCGUAAGAAUUCGAUAAGAUCGUUUCAUUGGUUAUUAUAUAAUAUAUAGAACGUCCUUAACUUAUAAGAGUACAGAUUACGUAAUUAAAAAAACAAAUACAAUGGCUAAUGCAGAAAAUAUUUCCACAUUUUAUGCCAAAGGCAAAGAUUACUGGGAAAUGGUACCAGCAACAAUUGAUGGUAUGCUUGGAGGAUUUUCAGAAAUUUCAAAUAUCGACAUUCAGGCAUCUGCUCGAUUCUUGAAUACUUUUCUUCAGGAUAAAAAGAAUCCUCUUGGUCAUUCUCGAGCAAUAGAUUGUGGUGCAGGAAUUGGCAGAAUCACUAAACAUUUUCUACUGAAGAUCUUUGAUAUUGUUGACAUGGUUGAACAGAGCCAGAGAUUUCUUGAUCAUGCUAGAGAAUACAUUGGAUCAGAAGCAAAUAGAGUGGAUAAAUUAAUAUGUUGUGGUCUUCAAGAUUUUGUUCCGGAACCAAACACUUAUGACGUCGUAUGGUGUCAGUGGGUCACGGGACACCUUACCAACGACCAUUUCAUCACUUUCCUAAAGCGAUGCAAAGCCAGUUUAAGAAAAAAUGGCGUUAUCGUAAUAAAGGAUAAUUUAUCAUCCACCGACGAAGUAGAAAUGGACAAUCAAGACAGCAGCGUCACUCGUCCACGAAGUCUGCUUCUAAAACUCUUCAAAGAUGCCGGAUUGGAACUUUUAGCCGAAAGAAAACAAUACAAAUUUCCCAAAGGAUUGUACGAAGUCAAAAUGUUUGCACUCAGAUGAUCUGUGAUGAGAAUUCUAGUCUGAUUUGUAUGGUAUCUUUUAAUAACAUUUUUUACAAAACACUAGAUGUUCCUAAAUAAAAAUGUCCAAAACUGCCA
Molecule: messenger RNA, 935 nt
Organism: Centruroides sculpturatus (bark scorpion)
Lineage: Eukaryota; Metazoa; Arthropoda; Arachnida; Scorpiones; Buthidae
Product: N-terminal Xaa-Pro-Lys N-methyltransferase 1-B-like
Exons: 4
Coding region: 169-837 (222 amino acids)
Biological process (GO): N-terminal protein amino acid methylation
Cellular component (GO): cytoplasm
Molecular function (GO): N-terminal protein N-methyltransferase activity
Source: RefSeq, a predicted model, not a curated record